GCUGCGCAGCGAGCGAGCGACGAGGCCCUUUUGUCCUGUCCUACAAGUCCCAUGACGCUCGGCGAAGUUCUGCGGUUGCCACAGUAACGGAGACCUGAAAACAACUCCUUCCGCCCAUGUAGCCCAAGGAACCAGGCUGUGGAUCUGUAACAAUGGAAUGAUGGCUUCAGAAGACUACAUUAUCCAUUUUGUAGUCCAAGAAGACAAUACAUGUGAACAAGUUACAAAAAGUAGAAGUCCAAGUGAUUCUCCUAGUAGAGUCUGCAAGAGCACCCAAAGCAAAUGCAGCACUAAAGUUAGCCACUGUAGUAAGUGUUCCAGUCAGUGUGGAACUUUUCAGCUCGACUAUUCCAACGACUUCAACCAGGAUGUUUCAAGAAGGGCUAGCAGCAGUAGCAGCAGUUAUUCAGAGCAGGACAACUGCAGAAAUUCUCAAGUCUACUAUUAUGAAGAUUUCCACACAUACUCUUCAGAAACCCCUUGCAGCAAUGGCAGUGGCUACAGCAGUAUUUUAGAACAGCCAGAAACCAAAGAGGAGGAAUUAUCAAUGAAAACAAAGGAAAAUAAUCACCAAGCCAAAGGGGGUAAAACACUUCCUAAGAAGAAACAGCAGCAAAAGAGCUUUUUCAAUACUAGCACUAUAAUCACUUCCCAGAAGAACAAUGUAGCCUGCCGCUUAUUGUCAGCCAGGCUUCACAAAGUUAAAGAGCUGAAAAAUGAAGUGUCUGUUCUGAAGAAAAAACUGGAGGCAUCUAACAUGGAAAAUCAGAUCUUGAAGCGGCUUCAAUAUCGACAUUUGAAAGCAAUAAGUAAAUACGAAAAUGCAGAGACUAAUCUGCCUGAUCUUCUAGCAAAACAGUGUGGUGAAGUGAGGACUCUAAGGGUACUUCUUAGGAAAUCUCAAGAGCAGGAGCGCAGUGCGUCCAAGAAACUUAGAGAAGUUGAGGCACAACUACUAAAGACAAAAGAUACCUUACUGGCAUUGCAGAAACUUUCACAAGACAAGAAUCUCGCAGAAAGAGGAGAACUUAGACACAGGUUAAACACCCUCACACAAAGAAUGGAAAAUGGUGAUAAGAAAAUUCAGGUCUUAGAAAAGCAGCUGCUGUUGAAUAAUACCUCCUUUAGUCAUCAGUUAGCAGUUGAGAAGAAAAAGACUCUUGAAGCUCAGUUGAUUACCACAAAUUUGCAAAUGGAAAUCAAGUCACUUAACCAAAAAAUCAAGGAAAAAGAACGAGAACUUGGUGUGAGAAAUAUUUAUGCAAAUCGGAUGCUUAAAGGUCAACAGGACAAAAGUGGUUCAGAGUCUCCCCCCAAAGCUGUCAAUGUCUCCAAGUCAGUACAAGUAGAUGUGAAUAUAGAAGCAACAGCUCUUCAAAAGCACAAGGCAGAGAAAAGUUCCAUUGUUUUAAAAGAGGAGUUGACAACCAAAGAUAUUAAUUUCAAAGUCAAACUACGUGAUGUGGAUAAAGAGAUGGAAUCAAAAACAGAAGUUCAUCAAAAUCAAAAAUUAACAAUGCAACAGAUUUCGAAUAUAGCAUGCACAGAGUUAUUAGGGGAAGAGAUAUGUCCAAAUACAGAAAAACCUUUCAGAUGUGAAAACCUAGAAAGACAGAAAAACAGGAGAGAAAGACAAAAGCUUAACUUGUUGAAAGAAGAGUUUGAGAAAUUAAGGACAGACCAAGCAUUGGAGUCCACACAUGACAUCCAACAAAAAAUGAAUAACCAGGAAGAAGUUGCAACUGAAAAACAAGAAAAUGAGCCAAAACAAGUGAGCUGUGAUAAAAUGGAAACAGUAACACAAAGAUACAAAACACCAUCCACAUUAAAGAAACAGUAUGUAUUUUCAGAAGCUGUUGAAAAUUUGCAUCAGGGAUACCCUUCAACAGGUCCACUGUCCAACACAAGCACCACCUGCAGUAGUAGACAAGUGAAUAGACACCAGGGUGAAAUAGCUGAGUUGAAGGCAGAAAAUUCAAGCAGUGCCUAUGAACCGUCAUUUGGUAAGGUUAACAAAACAAGGCAAAAGGACAUCACGUCAACGCAUGGCAAAGAACACAUUCCUGCAGUAUCAACAGAAAAGAAAACUACUCUUAUGGAAGAACUCUUUGGUCCAAGCUGCAUCUUAAAGGACAGUCACUCAAAACUGAAUUUAAAAGAGGCAGGUAAGGAAAAAAAAACUUUGAUGAGUGAAAAGGCUUAUGAGAUUUCACAAGUCAAUGAUGGUUUGCAGUGUGGCGAUUCCAAACAAGCCCAUAUAAAGGUUUUCCAUACAUUUGCCUUCCUGGAAAACUUUAAAUAAUUACUGCCAUAAUUUAACAAUGUUUUCAUCUUAAAACACACACAGUAUGUGGAAAUAAUUCAUUAACUGCUGCAGACUGGGUUUCCCCCCAGAGAAAGUUUCAUUUACCAUAAGAGGUAGACAUUUUAUAUUCCAUUGCAGGAAAACAUGCACACAAGAUAUUUUAUCAGUUUAUAUUUAACAAUGAAAUCAUCAUAUUGCAGUGCAUUUUUAAAAAUUAAAAUGAAGCACAAUGACAGGUCUAUUACUAGAGCUCUAAAUAAGAAUACAUUGAAAAGAAUUGCAUUGAAUAGGCAUUGGUGGUAAAGCUUAUUGGGGGGAAAGACAGUUAAUGCGUAUUUACAAUAGAAAAAUGAGGCACUGGAUAACCUUUCUCACUUAUUCCAUUCCACAAAGCCUCUUAAAUGAAUGCAGUGAUUCAAAUUAUCUACAUGGUUCCAGUUAGGAAAGUGAAUGCUUAGAUGAAGUGGCCUUCAAAUAGGGCGCUUUUGACCCAUCCAUGUUGAUUUGUGUAAUCUGAUAUAAACAUAAUGGGUGCAAGUUAUGGGACUGUUGCCAGAAAGAAUGACAGUAUGGCCUAUUUUAUUAACUCUCAAAUUUGGCCAUCUUCAGACUACACAGACUAAUUCAUCUGUCUAUACAAAUUUCUCAGUGCAGGAAGAUAUGUUGCUAAAAGUAAUUUCUAUGGUUAUAAUUGGAUAUCCAUAUUUUUUUUACUAUUGUAACUGAACCCCAAAUAUGGAAAACAGGUAACAUUCAAAACAGCCAUUAAAAGCUCUUCUUCUAAUCAAACAUUCUUGGUAAUUUAAAUAUUAAAUAUUGUGCUACCCACAA
Messenger RNA from Lacerta agilis (Sand lizard), 3136 nucleotides. RefSeq names its product lebercilin LCA5 like (gene LCA5L). The record is from RefSeq and is a predicted model, not a curated record. Bases 158 to 2302 code for a protein of 714 amino acids. Gene Ontology annotation, cellular component: axoneme. Gene Ontology annotation, biological process: intraciliary transport. Lineage: Eukaryota; Metazoa; Chordata; Lepidosauria; Squamata; Lacertidae. The transcript is spliced from 8 exons.